This is a messenger RNA of Prosopis cineraria, 730 nucleotides long. RefSeq names its product mitochondrial import inner membrane translocase subunit Tim9-like. The record is from RefSeq and is a predicted model, not a curated record. NCBI's taxonomy places the organism in Eukaryota, Viridiplantae, Streptophyta, Magnoliopsida, Fabales, Fabaceae. The transcript has 3 exons. Bases 214 to 495 code for a protein of 93 amino acids.
CUCAGGCACUCAGUCGCCGUUCUCUCUGUGCGGUUCGUCCAUAGCUCACAGCUGUUUCCUCAGUCGUUAACCCCAUCCUCGCCGGCGCUACUGUCCGCCGUCCUCGUACCGCUUGUGAUUAGUCGUCGUGAUAGAGUGGCCUCAUCUGUCACCCAUCGCCCAGAUCCGCAUUGCCAUCUGGAGAAGAGAGUGUGACUCGUUGGUUGACCAAACAUGGACAAGAGCAUGAUAGGAGAUCUGGAAUCCCUUCCAGAGGAAGAUAAGCUCAGAAUGGCUGCCAUGAUUGAUCAGCUCCAAAUCCGAGACAGUCUAAGAAUGUACAAUUCACUGGUGGAGAGAUGCUUUAAUGAUUGUGUUGACAACUUCAAGCAUAAAUCCCUGCAUAAGCAAGAGGAAAGCUGUGUUCGAAGGUGUGCAGAGAAGUUUUUAAAACACUCCAUGCGUGUUGGCAUGAGGUUUGCAGAGCUCAAUCAAGGAGCAGCAACACAAGAUUGAGAACUGUGAUUAGACCAAGUUAGUUUGACCUAAUCUGUAUUUAGGAUCUUGUCAGACAUGGAUCACAAACAAGCCCCUUCUAAAUAUACAGAAGUUAAAAACUCAGCCUUGCCUGUGAUAAGCUCUUAUAUUGGUUUUGCUCUUUAGAUAUGAGGAUAGAUUGUCGCUAUUUGAAUCUCUGGGUUGCAAUGAGUACUAAAAAAUUCGUAAUGAAUAAAUUUUGGUUUUAUCAUCA